AUGACGUCACGCGUCCAGCGCACCGACUCUGGCGGUGUGGCAUCCGGUUCGCCUUGGCGACCAAGCAUCAAGUGCGACAUAUGCGGCCGCGUGUUCACGGCAGCCUCCACGUACCGCAACCACAAGGCCUUUCACCGCGGCGAGACUGCAUGCCCCAUCUGCAAUUACGUCUUCACGGAGAAGGGCAACCUCAAGGCUCACAUUCGCCGCGUGCAUGGCAUGGAUGUCGGUGGCGUUGGUGGCUGGUUCCCGGGCAAGCAGUGCCCGAAGUGCGACCGUCGGUUCAAUGCCUACUCGUCGUACAGGAAUCACCUGCCCCUGCACCGAGGGGAGACCACCUGUCCCAUCUGCCAUUACGUCUUCACGGAGAAGGGCAAUCUGAAGGCGCACAUGCGGCGCGUGCACGGUGUUGAUGUCACCGCUAGAUGA
Pollicipes pollicipes is the source of this 429-nucleotide messenger RNA. Its product is annotated as oocyte zinc finger protein XlCOF26. The transcript has 3 exons. Gene Ontology annotation, molecular function: DNA-binding transcription factor activity; RNA polymerase II cis-regulatory region sequence-specific DNA binding. Lineage: Eukaryota; Metazoa; Arthropoda; Thecostraca; Pollicipedomorpha; Pollicipedidae. Gene Ontology annotation, biological process: regulation of transcription by RNA polymerase II. The record is from RefSeq and is a predicted model, not a curated record. Bases 1 to 429 code for a protein of 142 amino acids.